Molecule: messenger RNA, 1425 nt
Organism: Galeopterus variegatus (Sunda flying lemur)
Lineage: Eukaryota; Metazoa; Chordata; Mammalia; Dermoptera; Cynocephalidae
Product: calcium-binding mitochondrial carrier protein SCaMC-1-like
Exons: 10
Coding region: 1-1425 (474 amino acids)
Biological process (GO): transmembrane transport
Cellular component (GO): mitochondrial inner membrane
Molecular function (GO): ATP transmembrane transporter activity; calcium ion binding
Source: RefSeq, a predicted model, not a curated record
AUGCUGCGCUGGCUGCGGGGUUUCGUGCUGCCUGCGGCGGCCUGCCAGGAGGAUGAUGACUCCUUCCGCUACGAGGUCCUCUUCGAGGACCUGGACCACAAUGGAGACGGCGUGGUGGACAUCCACGAGCUCCGGGAGGGGCUGAAAAACUGGAGUUCCUCGUUUGGCCUGAAUUCGGAGACGGAAAUUUUUAAGGCCGGAGAUACCAAUGAUGAUUCAGGAUUGGACUUUGUAGAAUUUGCACGGUACCUUCAAGACCAUGAGAAAAAAAUGAAGCUGGCAUUUAAUAGUCUGGACAAAAAUAAAGAUGGAGUAAUAGAAGCUUCAGAAGUAGUUGCUGCAUUGAAAUCACUGGGUUUACAUGUUUCUGAAGCUCAGGCAAACACGAUUCUGAAAAGCAUGGAUAGUGAUGGGUCAAUGACAGUAGACUGGGAUGAAUGGAGUGACUACUUUUUACUUCACCCUGCUAGAAAUAUUGAUGAAAUUAUUUAUUUCUGGAAGCGUUCUACUAUAAUUGACAUAGGGGAGAGUAUAACUAUUCCAGAUGAAUUUACUGAAGAAGAAAAGCGGUCUGGAGAUUGGUGGAAGCGUUUGGUGGCAGCAGGAAUAGCUAGCGCAGUUGCACGUACAUUCACAGCACCCUUCGAUCGUUUGAAAGUCAUGAUGCAGGUUCAUAGUUUAAAGUCCAGAAGAAUGAAAUUGAUUAGUGGGUUUGAGCAGAUGGUAAAAGAAGGAGGAAUUCUUUCUCUUUGGAGAGGAAAUGGUGUAAAUGUUUUAAAAAUUGCACCAGAGACGGCACUCAAGAUCGGAGCCUAUGAACAGUAUAAGAAGUGGCUUAGUUUUGGUGGUGCUCAAUUAGGAAUUCUUGAAAGAUUUAUAUCUGGUUCAUUGGCUGGUGCAACUGCCCAGACCUGUAUUUACCCCAUGGAGGUAUUAAAGACCAGACUGGCUGUAGCUAACACUGGAGAGUAUUCAGGGAUUAUUGAUUGUGGCAAGAAGCUUCUGAAACAGGAGGGUGUCAGAUCCUUUUUCAAAGGUUAUAUUCCUAACUUGCUAGGUAUUAUACCUUAUGCAGGCUUAGAUCUUGCUGUUUAUGAGCUUUUGAAGAAUUAUUGGCUAGAUCAUUAUUCAGAAAACUCCAUAAAUCCUGGGAUAAUGAUUUUGCUGGGAUGUAGUACAUUGUCUCACACUUGUGGUCAGUUAGCCAGCUUUCCUCUGAACCUUAUUAGAACUCGGAUGCAGGCUGAAGCCCUGGUGGAAAAAGAAACAACACCUAUGAUUCAGCUCAUUCAAGAUAUAUAUAAGAAAGAAGGAAAAAGGGGAUUUUUCCGGGGUAUCACCCCAAACAUCAUAAAGCUGCUUCCUGCAGUGGGCAUCGGCUGUGUGGCUUAUGAAAAAGUGAAACCACAUUUGGGAUUAACCUAG